AUGGAUGAAGCUGUGUCGCGCAAAAAGCUGGGACUUCUCGAAGCUGCAUCUCAAUCAAAAAAGAAGACCAGUAUAUCAACCCCCAGCAAGAAUUCUCAAGCAUCCAGUUCAUCCAAUGUCACUGUAGCAGGUCCAUCAAGACCAAAACUUCAAAUAAUUGCAAGAGACAAAGACACCUCAAGUAUUGAGGAAAAGCAACCGUCUCGAGUAAACAGUCAAUUAUCAAAAGAGACUAGCACUACGUCUGAUUCUGGGUAUAUUUCUGGUGCUGAGAGAUAUCAUUCAGAGUCGAUUUCAAGCCUUCCUCGUCAGGGAUAUAGCAAAUUGCCCCUCCUUUCUAGGUUUAUUAAGAUGCUUAAGAAGAGACAACAUAAGGGCAAAUCUGUAGUUGCGGAGCCUGUCAGAGAAUGUGUCUCAUGUUUGGAUGAUUUUCCAGUGAACGACAUGGUUCAUGUGCAGUGUCACGACUAUUGCAAAGAUUGUUUCGAAAGACUAGUCAUUACUGCCAUGGAAACAGAGCCGAUGUGGCCGGUUAAGUGCUGUCUCAACGAUAUACUACAUAAGACCAUUGUAAAAAAUAUCAAACCAAACCUGGCAAAAGAAUUUCAACUGAAGGUUUACGAGCGGGAGAUCGCUGCAGGAGACCGGAUCUAUUGUAUUAAGCCAAGAUGUGAAAGGUGGAUUCACAACAAUUGGAUCGACAAAGGUCGCAAAUGCGCAUCUUGUCCUGCUUGCGAAACAAAGGUGUGUAUCACUUGCAGAGGUUCAUGGCAUGCAAAUAUGGAGUGUCCUCAGGACAAAGAUCUUCAAGCUACAGUCAAUUUAGCAGAUGAUAGAGGGUGGAAGCAAUGUUAUAAUUGCAAGGUUUUCAUCGAACUUAACAAAGGCUGUAGGCAUAUAAAAUGCCAUUGUAAAGCCGAAUGGUGUUACGUGUGUUCUGCCCAAUGGAAGACCUGUGGAUGUACAGAACUCGAACUUACCAAGUUAAUGCAAAACUUGCAACUAAGACAAGAAGCUGCUGCUCUAGAAACGCAGUUGCAGGAAAGAAGAACCAGGCAAGAAGAAAAACGAAUUAGGAAAGCGGCAGAAGAAGAACGGAUUGCUAUUCAAAUGGUCGAGGAUUUCGAACGACGAGAGGCCGAAGAAUUAGGAAGAGAAGCCGAACGUGAUUUUCAACUAGAAGAAGCCAUUCGGCGUCGCCGAGAGGAUAAAAGAGUUGCAAAAAUAGCUUCCAACUUCAUCAAAAUAAGAGAGCAUCUAAAUGUGUUACAUCGUUCACAAAAAUCACGUCUUACAACUCGCUCGCAGGAGGAAUUUCAAAUGUUACAAGAACGAGAAAAUGGGUUCUACAAGCUACAAAAACGUCAUUUAAGCCAAUAUGACCAGUUAGAGAGGGAAUACAAAACAGAAUACUCGAAACAAGAGUUUCAGCUCCAAAAUGAAUACGAUCAACUUCGGAAAGAGGAUAUCCGUGCUGUGAAGGAAAAUACGGAAAAGCUCGAAGCGUUCUGGAAAGACAGACCGUAUGCUGCAUACCAUAUUCGAGCUGCGAAAGAUUCAUACGAGAAAAUUUUUAUUGCAGCAUUCAGAAGCUGGGACCUUGACAGGGAUAUUGCUCUAAAAGAGUGCACUAAGAAUUUCGAGUCAAAGAGGUUAUCUCUGGGGAGGUAUCAAGGUUUGGAGGAUGCCGAAUUCAAGCAGAGAAUGGGAGAUGAGUGGAGAGAGUGGGCAAGAAAUAAGGUCGCCGAAGUCCGAUGGUUUGACGCUGUUAUUGCUGAGAGAGAAAAUAUGUUACAGACUCUAGAGAAUGAGCAGUAUACAAUGGCCACAGCAGAGUCUGAAAGAGGCAGAGCAUUUUAG
Botrytis sinoallii is the source of this 1860-nucleotide messenger RNA. RefSeq lists its product as uncharacterized. Bases 1 to 1860 code for a protein of 619 amino acids. Gene Ontology annotation, biological process: ubiquitin-dependent protein catabolic process; protein polyubiquitination; positive regulation of proteasomal ubiquitin-dependent protein catabolic process. The transcript is spliced from 5 exons. The record is from RefSeq and is a predicted model, not a curated record. Gene Ontology annotation, molecular function: ubiquitin conjugating enzyme binding; zinc ion binding; ubiquitin protein ligase activity. Gene Ontology annotation, cellular component: cytoplasm; ubiquitin ligase complex. Lineage: Eukaryota; Fungi; Ascomycota; Leotiomycetes; Helotiales; Sclerotiniaceae.